GUGCCGGCCAACGAAGAGUGCCAGGUGCCAGAAAAAACCAUAGUACAAAAAAUAAAAAACGAAUUACGAAAGACGCCAUUGUUGUUUUGUUCGUUCUCAAUACAAUCAAGUUAUCAGUUUUUAGUCCUUUAAGUGUUUAUAACAUUACGUAUAAAACGCUGAAUUAAAUCAUCGGAGGAUUAAUUAAUCAUGUUUUGAUUAUUUAUUUGUUUAAAACUGAAGCUGUAUAAACGGCAUGUCCGGGGGCCACCUGGCCGUGCUGGACCGGUUGGGGCGCGAGGUGAAGCAGUACGCGCUGCCCGCCGGGCUGGCCACGCUCGGCAGCAGUGCCUCAUGCGACAUCCGCUUCAUGCUGCCCACAGUGGAGCCGCACCACGCUACUCUUGUUGUGCAUGAUAAGCAGACGGUGGUGCACAACGUGGGGUGCGGGCAGACACUGGUGAACGGCGCGGCUGUGAGCCUCUCUCCGAAACAACAGAAAAAUAUUAUUAGUCCUAUGCAGAUAAGAAGUACAAGAAAUCUUAAAACCAACCUCACUACACAACAAAAUAACAUUAAAAAACGCAGAUCGGUUAUCGUAGUAACAAAGAAACCGCCUGGCCUCAGUCCGAAACAGGCAGCGAAAGAACCGGUCAAUACGGAGCGAGUAGUCAGGACAAGUAGACGUCGGAAACUAGACCAAGUUCAGGAAAAAUUGACGACAAAAGUAACCGCCGCAGAAACAAGAGGAAAGAGGAUUCGCGCGGAAAGCGAAACAAACCUUAACAAGGGGAACGGGAACAAAGGACGUAACGCGAAAGCCUCGGAUAAACCCAAAGAGAGUCCGCCACAAGGUAGAACAACACGUGGACGAAAGGCGUCCGCGGAGAAAGUACAAACACCAAAGAAAAUGACAAGAACCAAAAUUCUAAAACAAACCGUUGCUGUAACAAAACCGUCACCGAACAUAAAGGCUAGAACUAGGAAGCUAAGUAAAGUAAAUUUAAAUGACAGGUCGCCUGUGAAAGACUUACGAAGGACUCGAAAAACAAACGCAAAUCAAACAGACCCACCGGCGGAGAUCGCCAACGGCCGGGGAAGAAGGGGCAAGGCGGCUGCGCCGGUUGCCAAACAAACUGCAAGUAAGAAAACGAAAAGGAACAAGUCGUACAAUGAGGAUUUGGAUGCAGACCUUAAGCCGAAACGGGGAAGGAAAACUAUCGCUCCCAAAAAUGUUCAAGAUGAGUUAAGCAAUGCGCAAAGUACACAAGCACAAAAACGAGCGACACGAAACACUGUUAAUGUUGAAAACGUAAACAAAAAGACACGAGGCAGAGCCGCGGUGCCGCAAGAUGCGGUCGAACUUAAAAGACGCGCUAAUAAAGGAGAUACGGAAAAUUCCGGCCGAGGGAACAAGAGGAAAACGGCCAACGAACAAUCACCGUCUAAACGAGGAGCGGCCAAAACCAAAGUUGCAAACAAAGAGUCUGUUAAUAGUGUGGGGCGCGUUGCCGCUGGAACCGCUAAGCCGCGAGCGACGGUCAACAGAAAAGGCAGGAAUACGAUCAAAGCGAAGGAAACGUGUGUAGAAGCUGGGGGCGAGGUUCCCGCCGCCAGGGGCUCCAAAGAGACAGCGAAACAGAAACUGCUCCUUACUGCUAAAAACGCGAACACCAACGUCGCACACAAACCGAGCGCAGCGCCGCCCGCACGCAAGAGGAAGGCCGCCGACCCGGCUCCGGCUAAAGGUGACUAG
Papilio polytes (common Mormon) is the source of this 1735-nucleotide messenger RNA. Its product is annotated as serine/arginine repetitive matrix protein 1-like. Gene Ontology annotation, molecular function: protein binding. The transcript has 5 exons. The coding region runs from base 236 to 1735 and encodes 499 amino acids. NCBI's taxonomy places the organism in Eukaryota, Metazoa, Arthropoda, Insecta, Lepidoptera, Papilionidae. The record is from RefSeq and is a predicted model, not a curated record.